This is a messenger RNA of Rhizophagus irregularis DAOM 181602=DAOM 197198, 1560 nucleotides long. RefSeq lists its product as uncharacterized. The record is from RefSeq and is a predicted model, not a curated record. Gene Ontology annotation, molecular function: protein binding. NCBI's taxonomy places the organism in Eukaryota, Fungi, Glomeromycota, Glomeromycetes, Glomerales, Glomeraceae.
AAAAAAUUCUCAAAAUGAAGAGAGGACGUUCAUUAAAAAAAGAUUUAAGAUUUUUAUUAAAUAACCAAAAGUAUAGUGAUGUAGAAAUUUUAUGUAGUGAUGAAGAGAAAUUUUAUUGUUCUAGAAAUAUUUUAUCAGCAAGAUCAGAAAUAUUUGACGGUCUACUUUAUAAUGAAGAAAGUUAUGAAAACCAGAUUUCUUUUCCAACCAUUGAUUCUUCGGUAAUGAAAAUUGUUCUAGAAUAUAUUUAUACAGGAUCAAUUGAAGAAGAAUCUUUAAAUAAAGAUAACGUAUUUGAAGUUUUUAACGUCGCUGAUUACUUUCAAUUACCGGUACUUCAGGAUUUUAUUAUGGAAAUUUUCAAAAAUAAUCUAGUAGAAAAGAAUUACGUGAAUUUCUCACCAGAAUUUUUAUCCAGAGCUGUGGAUAUAAUGCCGUUAUCAAAAGAUAACAUUCUUCUAACUUUAUUGGUUAAAACAGUAGCGACUAUUCCGUUAAACGAGAUUGAAUUCGGUCGAUUAUCUGUUAAAGCUCUUCGAUACCUUUUAUCUUAUGCGCAUGAAAAAGAAAUGACUUUUGUAACUACCGAAUAUGAAAUUUUUCGUUAUAGCGCUAUCCUUGCAGCAAAACAAGUUUCCAAUGAUACAUAUAAUACUUUUAUGGAAAGGUUACCAACCUUGGAACAAAUAGAAAAAGUGGAGAAUUCAGUCCAAGUAAAUACUACCGAUCGUCAAGAAGUUGCUAAAGAAAUAGAAUCUUUUAUUAAAUUUAUUGACUUCAGUAAGAUUAAAGGACAAAUUUUAGCUAAUAUCGUUGAACCAUUAGAAAUUGUUCCAGAUAAAAUAAUUCUAGAUGCUUAUAGAAAAAAGGCUGUAUCAAAUUUUAUAGAAUUAGAUGAAUUUCGAAGUAUGACAGAAUUUAGUGAACCUAAUUAUGUUUGGGAUGAAUCAGCAUGUGGAUCAAAACUUUUUAUUAUGGAAAAUGGGAAUAUUAUACAAUCAACAUUUGGCCAAACCAGUCUUCAGAGUGUUAGAGCCGAGAUAUUAUUAGAGUAUAAUAAAGGAAUCUUUGAAUGGGAUGUCAUUAUUGAACAAUCUUGUAGAAGCAGUUAUGUUGGAGUAUGCGCGUCAGAAAAUUUUGAUUAUCAAGCCUGGGCAGGAAAUCAAUCUACUGGAUGGGUGUUAUGUUCCAAUGGUAGUUGUUAUAAUUCUGGAGUUUGGAUGAGAAACUAUUGCCCAACGUUUGCCGACUGUAACAACAUAAAAAUUACCGUUCAUUUAGAUAUGAAUAGAACAACUAUCGCUUUUACAGUUUCUGGUAUAAAGUAUCCCGAAGUGUGGUAUAAUUUACCAGCAAAACUUUAUCCAGUAGUGUCAUUAAGGUAUCCUGGUCGCUUUCGAAUUAAGUCUCAUAGAAAAAAUUGAGUGAAUUUAUAAGCCGUAUUUUACUUUUUUGUAAACAAAGAAUUUAAUUGAUAAUAAAAAAACAUUUAAGUAACGUUAAAGUUUUUUAAAAAAUAAUGGCGCUUGAGCUUAUUGAUUACUAGUUGCUAAAAUUUUU